GCCCAGACCCACGGAGAGGAGAGCAGCAGAGCAAGCGCCGAGCCAGGCUCAGCCACUCGCCGCCGCCUCCGCCUCCAGCUCCGGCUCCGGCAGCUCAGCCUCCGAUACAGCUCCCGGCGACACAAGGCAACGGAAAAGGAUGGCUCUCCGGCGCAGCGCCGGAUCCCUCGCGCUCCGCGCCGCCGCCGCCUACCUCCGCCGCCACCGUCCCCAUCCUCCUCCCCCACUGGCCCUCGCCGCCCCCGCCCCCGCUCCCACUCCCAUACGCAGCCCGCUCGCCCCGCCAUGCCGGCACUUCGCCGCUCCGCCUGGUACUCAGGUCAAUAAGAAGCGAGGCAAGGAGGAGGACGAAGGCCCCCGCUUGAACAACGCCAUCACGGCGCCCUUGGUCAGGCUCGUCACGGAUGAAGGCCACAACGUUGUCCCCCUGCAUGAAGCACUGCAGCUUGCGAGCAGGAUGGACAUGGACUUGGUUGAGGUCGACAGAAAAUUAUACCCUCCUGCUGUGAAAAUCAUGGAUUUUCACAAAGAGAUGUAUAAGAAAGAAACCAAAGUGAAAGAACGCUUGAAAGCCAAGUCUGCUAUUGUCUUACGUGGUGGGGAGAACAAAGAAGUGCGAUUUAAGGGGAAAACUGAACUAAAAGAUUUGAUGGUCAAAGCAGAUGGGAUUACCAGAUUAAUGGAGCGGGGUUACAGGGUGAAGUGCAUGGCCAUGCCCUCAGGUAAUGAAGGAGAAGAUUUAGGAACACCACUAUCUCGGUUAUUAGGACUUAUACAAGAUGUGUGCAUUGUCGAAAGUGGGCCACACUUAGACUCGAAGCAUGCAUAUGUUAUUGUCAGGCAUGUGAAGUUUGCAACAAAGAAAGGUGGGAAGAAAGCUAGCCAGGCCAUAGAAGAGUCAGGAAAAGGUACCAGCAGUGCUGUCUCCGAGUCAAUUGUUGAUGGUAGCAAUAGCGCAGACAAGACAGUUGGAGAUGGUUUAGGAAAACCUGAUGAUCGUACCAUCUCAGAUCGUGUUAAGAAAACAGCCACCCAUCUCUCCGCAGACUCUGCUGCCCAAAAAGAGGGGCAGGAUAGAGAAUUUAAAAGGGACUUCAAUUGGUCAAAAUCCAACCCAGGGGCUGGGGGAAACAGGAUUAAUCCUGGACAGUUAGGACCACAAGCAUCUGAACGUGGACUUGGCUACAAGGAUGGGCAACCUGGCAUGGAAAAGCGAGAGAGUAACGUGCAGGAUCAGGGUCCUGUUGAAACCAACAGAUACGCUGCUCGGAGGCAGCCAAUACGAGGAGACAACAACCGAGGUUUCAACCAAGGAAGACCCCCUCAAGAUGAUAGAAGGAAUGAAAAUGGAGGCCGUUAUGACAACCAGAGACCUCUGGAACAGCAGCAUAACCGACCACUACCGAGGUUCAACCAAGGUGGAUUGCCACAAGAUCCAAGGAACGAAAGGAGAGGUCCUUUUCCACUGAAUAACAACCAAAGGCCACCAGCAGGUGGUGGUGAUCCUAAUCGAGCAAGCAAGGGUUUUGGGAUCUUCAGUAGUACUCCGAAACCUGGAUCAUCUGAGCAGAGUAAGUCGGAUGGUAGCAGUAAGCCUGGUACAGCUGACCCGCCUAAAAGCUUUGGGAUUUUUAGUUCUAGAAAAUGAGAUAGCCAAGGGUUCUACAGAAGAGGACUCCGGAUAUUCCAUUUGGCACAAUGGAUCAAAUCCUAGUUGUAAGGUUCAACAAACCUGCAGGCAUGGAUGGGGUUUGUUGGUAUUUUAUUAGUAAGGAUUUAUGGACGAUUGGAGGUUCAUUUAGCCUCAGCAGAUUUGUUGUUUCGGUGAUGAGAAAAGGAUCAGUGACAAGGAAAUUUUGAGAAAUACUUGUGUUGAGGGGCUCUUAACUUGUUGACAUGCUGCCAUUGUCUCGUUCGGAGAAUUAUUAUUUGUAUUCGAAAUAUAGUACAAGCCAUAGUUUUUCCCCCAUUCUAUUGUGUAGACAAUUGUCAUGAUAAUCAUCUGUACAAACAAGCAGAACCCAAUGAUAUAUUUUUAAAUAAUUAUUGUUUGGGGCC
Messenger RNA from Sorghum bicolor (sorghum), 2058 nucleotides. Its product is annotated as translation initiation factor IF3-1, mitochondrial. Gene Ontology annotation, molecular function: translation initiation factor activity; ribosome binding. The record is from RefSeq and is a predicted model, not a curated record. Lineage: Eukaryota; Viridiplantae; Streptophyta; Magnoliopsida; Poales; Poaceae. Gene Ontology annotation, biological process: ribosome disassembly; translational initiation. Bases 140 to 1648 code for a protein of 502 amino acids. The transcript has 7 exons.